Molecule: messenger RNA, 2321 nt
Organism: Stegostoma tigrinum
Lineage: Eukaryota; Metazoa; Chordata; Chondrichthyes; Orectolobiformes; Stegostomatidae
Product: zinc finger protein 420-like
Exons: 3
Coding region: 795-2279 (494 amino acids)
Source: RefSeq, a predicted model, not a curated record
UUGGACAAUGAGCCCCUGAAGCUGCUCGUUCUUGCCCAGCAAACUGCUGCUGUGUCUCUGAGUGAAGAUUGAGCUUCACUCCUGACUGCAACUUCCUCCUCAGUCCAACAUCUGUGAGCGCAAAACUCUUUUUUUUCCACGUUCCUAUUUAUUUUCUUAUUCUAGGGCUAGUUUGUUGACUGCAGGAACUGAAAGGAAAGGAAGUAAAUCCAUUAUUGGGACAGAGUCUGGAAAGGUUGGCCAAGGUCUUCUCUCUUAAAGACAUUGGCAUCCAUUGCUCCCAUUGUUUGGUCCCAUUCUAUCAUACAAUGAUGAUAUCACCAGCAGGAUUUCUAAACGUACACUGAAAAAUUGACAGUGAUGAUAUGCAGUAUUCCAGAAGUGGCCUCACCAAUAUCCGGUACCGCCAAAACAUGACCUCUCAACUCCUAUACUCAAUGUUCUGACCAGUGAAGGAUAUUGAAAGCGGAGGAUUUACAGAUUGAAGUUUGACCAAAUGUAACAACGAUAUCUGACAGUUAUUCAGUCUUCCAUGAGCUGAAUAUCAUUAUCCUUUUAAAUUUAGACAGAGAAAUGUUUGUUGAAUCUCUCUGCUUCAGGGUGUAAACAACGACUUGGACUGGAAAAAUAACCACAUAAGUGCACAGUGAGUGUGUUCCAAUGCGCAGGCUGUGGAAAAACCUAUAACUCGUUUCCCAACCUGAAAAUAACGUUGCGCGACACACAGUGGCAAGAGACUGUACAUCUAUUCUUUCAGUGAUCAAAACUUGUCAAAUUUGGAGAGCAUCCGCACCAUGGAGAAAUCCUGGAAAUGUGGGGACUGCCAGAAGGGUUUCCGGUCCCCGUCCGAGCUGGAAACACACAGGCGUGUCCACACCGGGGAGAGGCCGUUCACCUGCUCCGUGUGUGGGAAAGGGUUCACUCAGUUCCCCAUCCUGCUGAAACACCAGCGGGUCCACACCGGGGAGAGGCCGUUCACCUGCUUCAUCUGCGGGAAGGGCUUCGCUCAGUCGUGCCACCUGCUGAGGCACCAGCGGGUCCACAGCGGGGAGAGGCCGUUCACCUGCCCCCUGUGCGGCAAAGGGUUCAGUCAUUCCAACAAUCUGCAGAGGCACCAGCAUAUCCACACCGGCGAGCGGCCCUUCGCCUGCUCCGAGUGCGGCAAGCGGUUCAACAACUCGUCCAACUUGCAGAAGCACCAGCGGGUUCACACUGAAGAGAGGCCAUUCCCCUGCGCCGAGUGCGGCAAGGCAUUUGCUCAGUUAUCCGGCCUGCAGACCCACCAGCGGGUUCACACCGGGGAGAGGCCGUUCUCCUGUCCCGACUGCGGCAAGGCCUUCCGGUUCCCUUCCAACCUCCAGAAGCACCGGCGCGUUCACACCGGCGACUGGCUGUUCACUUGCUCCCUGUGCGGAAAGGGGUUCACCCAGUCUUCCAGCCUGCUGAGGCACCAGAGCAGCCACACGGCGGAGAGGUCAUGCAGAUGCGCUGACUGUGGCGGCGCUGGGGGGCACUUUCAGAGCUCCGCGGAGCUGGCGCCGAGCCAGGCCGAGGAGAGGCCGUUCGGCUGCUCUCACUGCGCCAAGAGGUUCAGGAUACUGUCCAAACUGAGGAGGCACCAGCGGGUCCACACCGGGGAGAGGCCAUUCUCCUGCUCAGAGUGUGGCAGGGGGUUCAAGACCUCGUCCAACCUGCUGAACCACCAGGUCACCCACACCAGCGAGAGACCCUUCCUGUGCCCCGAGUGUGGCAGCAGCUUCAAGAGCUCCGGGGACCUGAUGGUGCACCAGCGCAUCCACACCGAGGAGAGGCCAUUCGGCUGCUCGCACUGCGCCAAGGGCUUCAGAACAUCGUCCGACCUCAGGAGGCACCAGCGGGUGCAUACCGGGGAGAGGCCAUUCGUCUGCUCCGAGUGUGGGAAGGGCUUCAGCACCUCGUCCAACCUGCUGAACCACCAGGUCACCCACACCAGCGAGAGACCCUUCCGGUGCCCCGACUGCGGCAGCGGCUUCAAGAGCUCCCGCAACCUGAUGCUGCACCAGCGCAUCCACACCGAGGAGAGGCCAUUCGGCUGCUCGCACUGCGCCAAGCGAUUCCGCAAGUCGUCUGACCUGCUCCGACACCAGCGGGUCCACACCGGGGAGAGGCCGUUCGCCUGCUCCGAGUGCGGCAAGGGAUUCAGUCAGUCGUCCAGCCUGCAGACGCACCGCCGAGUUCACAAGAGGUUACUGGGGUUGGAUUGUGCUGUUAUCGCCGACGUGGAUCACCUCCAGGACUGAAUCCUGUGGGAUCCCUAACAGUGUGGAAACAGGCCCUUUGGC